Lineus longissimus is the source of this 1034-nucleotide messenger RNA. Its product is annotated as thioredoxin-like protein 4B. NCBI's taxonomy places the organism in Eukaryota, Metazoa, Nemertea, Pilidiophora, Heteronemertea, Lineidae. The transcript has 3 exons. Gene Ontology annotation, biological process: mRNA splicing, via spliceosome. The record is from RefSeq and is a predicted model, not a curated record. Gene Ontology annotation, cellular component: U5 snRNP; spliceosomal complex; U4/U6 x U5 tri-snRNP complex. Bases 9 to 458 code for a protein of 149 amino acids.
UUUACAUAAUGAGUUUUCUUCUUUCAAAAUUAUCUGAUAAAAAAGGUGUUGACGAAGUAAUCAAGAGCACUGAAGACAUAAUUCUAGUGCUAAGGUUUGGAAGAGAACAUGAUUCAACUUGUCUGCAGCUGGAUGACAUCCUUGCAAAGUGUGAGGCAGAGUUGUCGAAAAUGGCAAAGAUCUACACAGUUGAAAUUGACAGCGUCCCAGUUUACUGUCGCUAUUUUGACAUCACACUGAUUCCUGCAACUAUCUUCUUCUUUAAUGGUCAACACAUGAAAGUAGAUUGGGGGACACCAGACCAUACAAAGUUCAUUGGAAGUUUCUGUUCAAAGCAAGACUUUAUUGAUGUGAUUGAGACACUUUACCGUGGUGCCAUGAGAGGGAAAGUUAUGGUACCGAGUCCAUUAGAUCCCGCUAGCAUCCCCAAGUAUGACUUACUGUUCAAGGAUAUCUGAGGGAAGAAUCCGGUUAAAAGGAUGAAUGAAAUUACUCAAUCCCAUCAGCUGGUUCAUGUAGCAGUGGAAUUGAUGGGCUGUCCUUAUAGACCAGUAGUGUUGCAGUUGGACUGUGCGGGCUUGUUGCAUUUCAGUAAAAGGCAGUCAACUGUUAAGCAAAAGCUUUAGCUUGGACGAGGAGAUAAAGUGACAAUUAUUCUCUAUGAUGGUCGAUAGAAUGUUCUAGGUGGUGUCUUUCAGUAUUGUCUUCGUAAAAUUAGAGAGAGAGGAAAUGCCCAAACAUUUACUUGCUAUCACAGUUGAAAUUGAAGAAUCUAGGACAACUCAGGAGGUUUUCAUGAAACUCGGUUUUAAUUGAACUGACAUGGUAAUGUCCUUGUAGAAAAGGUGUUGUUCUGACAGAGGGCGAUACUAAAAACUUUUUCAGAUAUUUCUGAUCAUGGGAGUAACGAGUAUGUUCUAGUUUGAAAAGUGUUAUCAAUAUAUUGCAUAAUGUUUGAAUACCCGAAUUAAACUGAUUUUAUUUGCAAUAUUCCCUCUUGCUGGUAAUUCAUUAAAAGUGGGUGAAAUAUUUGA